AUGUCGCUUCCAUCAGGCCGCAGAAAAGGGCCACGGAAACAUGCUCGGCGUCGAAAGUCUUGCGUCAAGACUGGAUUCGCUUCACCUAGAUCACCUCAAUCUAUUUUAGCCGAAGUCCGAAGGAAAACCUCUUCGAAAGCCCGCAAGGGCGGACUUUUCGGUACGACGAGCAACCUUGAUACCAACCCCGCAAGAAAUCAUGGUAGUCAACAGUCCUUAAAAUAUUCAAAAUUUGUUAGACUUCCUCCUUCGACGGAUCCUUUUGAAGAGAAUUGCUUAGAUAGGGAGCCCUUGCGGGAGAACUAUGUUUUCGUGCCAAAGGGCGAUGUUUAUAUUACGCGGCACUGUCGGACUCAGACCAAAGAGUCGCGCCGGAUAGUCUAUGUCGUCUAUAACAAUACUGGAAAACGAAAUAUUGGACUCCGCGUACCCAAAGAUGUGUACGCCACUGUUCUCAAAUCUGCUGCCGUGACUGCCGAUUCGCGUGCUCUUGCUGUCAAAACACGAGACGAAAAGGACCUGUCGCGAGCUCGGCAAAUCCUGCGCAACAAGUUCCCACUCAUGCCUGCUGAGUCCCUGGAUACUAUUGUUGAUCACGCUUUCCUGAAGCGCUCUGGACGAGUAGGAAGAACGACAAGGAAAACAGACGAACAAAAGGCCAAUUUGGCUGUGGAAGCACACAUCAGGCACACACAUACACCUUACGAAUCCCUUCUCGACACGGGAAAAGCACGGCAUGAAGCUAGAAAAGCGGUUUGGGAUAUGGUGCAAGCCGUCAAAACUGCGUGGGAGGGAGGAAACGCUCAGUCUACAGAUUCUUUGCCCCUUCGCAGUCAUGCUGAUGGUCAAAAACCGACAAGACCUGCUGACGACGUGAUCUGCAUUGAUUGA
This is a messenger RNA of Aspergillus viridinutans, 891 nucleotides long. RefSeq names its product DUF2293 domain-containing protein. The coding region runs from base 1 to 891 and encodes 296 amino acids. The transcript has 3 exons. The record is from RefSeq and is a predicted model, not a curated record. Lineage: Eukaryota; Fungi; Ascomycota; Eurotiomycetes; Eurotiales; Aspergillaceae.